This is a messenger RNA of Perognathus longimembris pacificus (Pacific pocket mouse), 3796 nucleotides long. It is a transcript of the gene Pik3cd, whose product is annotated as phosphatidylinositol-4,5-bisphosphate 3-kinase catalytic subunit delta. NCBI's taxonomy places the organism in Eukaryota, Metazoa, Chordata, Mammalia, Rodentia, Heteromyidae. The record is from RefSeq and is a predicted model, not a curated record. Gene Ontology annotation, cellular component: plasma membrane; cytoplasm; phosphatidylinositol 3-kinase complex. Gene Ontology annotation, biological process: phosphatidylinositol-3-phosphate biosynthetic process; cell migration; phosphatidylinositol 3-kinase/protein kinase B signal transduction. Gene Ontology annotation, molecular function: 1-phosphatidylinositol-4-phosphate 3-kinase activity; 1-phosphatidylinositol-3-kinase activity.
GACCUAUCAGGAGUUCAGAUUCAGGGAAGGGUGGGAUGAAGCUCGUUGAUGCCGGUACACCUGUAGUCUGCCGGCCAGAGGCACCUUUGCUGGUGGUCUCUUGUGGCCCAUCCCAAAGAGGACGGCUGGCCCCUGAGCAGUGACAGGCAGCAUGUCCCCUGGGUGGACUGCCCCAUGGAGUUCUGGAGCAAGGAGGGGGAUCAGAGCGUGCUGGUGGACUUCCUGCUGCCCACGGGGGUCUACCUGAACUUGCCGGUCCGCAAUGCCAACCUCAGCACCAUCAAGCAGGUGCUGUGGCACCACGCCCAGUACGAGCCGUUCUUCCACAUGCUCAGCGACCCCGAGGCCUACGUGUUCACCUGCGACCAGACGGCGGAGCAGCAGGAGCUGGAGGACGAGCAGCGGCGGCUGUGCGACGUGCAGCCCUUCCUGCCCGUGCUGCGCCUGGUGGCCCGCGAGGGCGACCGCGCGAAGAAGCUCGUCAACUCGCAGAUCAGCCUGCUCAUCGGCAAAGGCCUCCACGAGUUCGACUCCCUGCGGGACCAGGUGAACGACUUCCGGGCCAAGAUGCGGCAGUUCUGCGAGGAGGCGGCCGCGCACCGGCAGCAGCUGGGCUGGGAGGCCUGGCUGCAGUACAGCUUCCCCCUGCGGCUGGAGCCCGCCGCCCGCCGCGCCCUGCCCGCCCCCAGCCGCACCCUGCUGGUCAACGUCAAGUUCGAGGGCAGCGAGGAGAGCUUCACCUUCCAGGUGUCCAGCGACGACCAGCCCCUGGCGCUGAUGGCCUGCGCCCUCCGGAAGAAGGCGACGGUGUUCCGGCAGCGCCUGGCCGAGCGGCCUGAGGAGUACGCGCUGCGGGUCAACGGCAGGCACGAGUACCUGUACGGCGGCCACGCGCUCUGCCGCUUCCAGUACAUCUGCAGCUGCCUGCACACCGGACGGACCCCCCACCUCACCAUGGUCCACUCCUCCUCCAUCCUCGCCAUGCGGGACGAGCAAGGCAACCCCGCCCCCCAGGGCCAGAAACCACGCACCAAGCCGCCCCCAAUUCCCGCGAAGAAGCCUUCCUCCGUGUCGCUGUGGUCCCUGGAGCAGGCAUUCUGCAUCGAGCUGAUCCAGGGCAGCAAAGUGAAUGCAGAUGAGAGGAUGAAGCUGGUGGUCCAGGCGGGACUCUUCCACGGCCACGAGAUGCUGUGCAAGACCGUGUCCAGCUCGGAGGUGAGCGUGUGCUCGGAGCCCGUGUGGCAGCAGCGGCUGGAGUUUGACAUCAGUGUGUGCGACCUGCCCCGCAUGGCCCGGCUCUGCUUCGCGCUCUACGCCGUGGUGGAGAAGACCAAGAAGCCGCGCUCCACCAAGAAGAAGUCCAAGAAGACGGACUGCCCCAUCGCCUGGGCCAACGUCAUGCUGUUCGACUACAAGAACCAGCUCAAGACCGGGGAGCGCUGCCUCUCCAUGUGGCCCUCGCUGCCAGACGAGAAAGGGGAGCUGCUGAACCCCGCGGGCACCGUGCGCGGGAACCCCAACACCGAGAGCGCCGCCACCCUGCUCAUCUGCCUGCCCGACGUGGCCCCCCACCCCGUUUACUACCCUGCCCUGGAGAAGAUCCUGGAGCUGGGCCGCCGCGGGGAGCGGGCCCGCGCCACGGAGGAGGAGCAGCUGCAGCUGCGGGACAUCCUGGAGCGCCGCGGGUCCGGGGAGCUGUACGAGCAUGAGAAGGACCUGGUGUGGAAACUGAGGCACGAGGUCCAGGAGCGCUUCCCGGAGGCGCUGGCCCGCCUGCUGCUCGUCACCAAGUGGAACAAACAUGAAGACGUGGCCCAGAUGCUCUUCCUGCUGUGCUCCUGGCCCGAGCUGCCCGUCCUGAGCGCCCUGGAGCUGCUGGACUUCAGCUUCCCCGACUGCCACGUGGGCUCCUUUGCCAUCAAGUCCCUGCGGAAGCUGACGGACGACGAGCUGUUCCAGUACCUGCUGCAGCUGGUGCAGGUGCUCAAGUAUGAGUCCUACCUCGACUGCGAGCUCACCAAGUUCCUGCUGGACCGGGCCCUGUCCAACCGCAAGAUCGGCCACUUCCUCUUCUGGCACCUUCGCUCGGAGAUGCACGUGCCCUCCGUGGCCCUGCGCUUCGGCCUCAUCAUGGAGGCCUACUGCAGGGGCUGCACCCACCACAUGAAGGUGCUGAUGAAACAGGGGGAGGCGCUGAGCAAGCUGAAGGCGCUGAACGACUUGGUGAAGGUGAGCUCGCAGAAGAGCCCCAAGCCCCACGCCAAGGAGCUGAUGCACGCGUGCAUGCGCCAGGAGGCCUACGCGGAGGCCCUCUCCCACCUGCAGUCGCCGCUGGACCCCGGGACCCUGCUGGAGGAAGUCUGCGUGGAGCAGUGCACCUUCAUGGACUCCAAGAUGAAGCCCCUGUGGAUCAUGUACAACAGCGAGGAGGCGGGCAGCGUGGGCAUCAUCUUCAAGAACGGGGACGACCUCCGCCAGGACAUGCUGACCCUCCAGAUGAUCCGGCUCAUGGACGUCCUGUGGAAGCAGGAGGGCCUGGACCUCAGGAUGACCCCUUAUGGUUGCCUCCCCACCGGUGACCGCACGGGUCUCAUCGAGGUAGUGCUCCACUCGGACACCAUAGCCAACAUCCAGCUGAACAAAAGCAACAUGGCGGCCACCGCCGCCUUCAACAAGGAUGCCCUGCUCAACUGGCUCAAGUCCAAGAACCCUGGGGAGGCCCUGGACCGAGCCAUCGAGGAGUUCACCCUCUCCUGUGCCGGCUACUGCGUGGCCACCUACGUGUUGGGCAUCGGGGACCGGCACAGCGACAACAUCAUGAUCCGGGAGAGCGGGCAGUUGUUCCACAUUGAUUUUGGCCACUUCCUGGGGAAUUUCAAGACCAAGUUUGGAAUCAACCGCGAGCGAGUCCCGUUCAUCCUCACCUAUGACUUCGUCCACGUGAUUCAGCAGGGCAAGACCAACAACAGUGAGAAAUUUGAACGGUUCCGGGGCUACUGUGAACGGGCCUACACCAUCCUGCGGCGCCACGGGCUCCUCUUCCUCCACCUCUUCGCGCUGAUGCGGGCGGCAGGCCUGCCCGAGCUCAGCUGCUCCAAAGACAUCCAGUAUCUCAAGGACUCCCUGGCCCUGGGGAAGACGGAGGAGGAGGCACUAAAGCACUUCCGGGUGAAGUUCAACGAAGCGCUGCGGGAGAGCUGGAAGACCAAAGUGAACUGGAUGGCGCACAACGUGUCCAAAGAUAACAGGCAGUAGCGAGCGUGGAUCUGAGCGCGGGGCCCCGGCACCUCAGUCACCCUAAGAGGGGCCCCAAAAGCCUGAGCCGCACCUCACAGGGAAGAACCACACCAUUGCCUUCUGUUUACACUGGUUAUUUAUUUAGGACUCCAGAUGUUUCAGGAACCAACAGCCAUGAAUGGGAAUGCCCCCCGCGCGGGGCAGGGGCGCUGCCCUCCAUCUCCACGUGGAGCACUGCGAGUUGGGCACCUCAAGAUUGUACCUCCCGCUCGGCUGGGGACUGUCACCCCGCGUCUUCUGGCUGGUGAAACUUAGCCUGGAGAUGACCACUCUUCUCUGAAAAGCCUUCCCAGGCUCCCACCAGACGGCCUGGAUCUUGGAGGCACCCCCCCCCCCCCGCCGCCAUGGUACCUCCCAUCUAGAUAGGACCCCUCAAUCCUUAGCGCACCUCUGCCACCCUUGUGUGGCCCCCUCACUCUGGGCAGCUCCCGAGGGAGCGGGGUACCCCCUAGACUCAGGGACACAAGCUCUUCACAGCUGGGGUAAGGAGCCAGCCAGA